Messenger RNA from Orbicella faveolata, 2402 nucleotides. Its product is annotated as monocarboxylate transporter 4-like. Gene Ontology annotation, biological process: transmembrane transport. Lineage: Eukaryota; Metazoa; Cnidaria; Anthozoa; Scleractinia; Merulinidae. The record is from RefSeq and is a predicted model, not a curated record. Gene Ontology annotation, molecular function: monocarboxylic acid transmembrane transporter activity.
GAGUCAACCCGGAAUCAGCUUCUCUCGUUGUGACAAGGUUAACAUCGGAACAAGGACGGAAAAAAAGUUCACAAAUUCACAGGAAAAAACGUCAGCAGUUAUAUGCGAACUGCUAAUGACAGCUACUCGCACAAAAGUGACCCGUUUCGCGACGUGUGUGUUCAAGUGAAUUUAUUUUGCGUUGAACCUAUCAAUACUGGGGUCAUGCAGCGGACGGUGAAACCGUACGGAUUAUAAGUUUGUUAUUCUGGUUAUUUAACCGGCGAAUUACGUCAACUGUCGGUACAGUACGGAUUGAAUGACACUGCUAUUCUCUUAAGGGGAAUAUGUGAGGCAUGUUACAGUGCGAUCUCUUUUAUAAACAGCGGCUUCGUCGAAUCCAGCAGAAAUGAACGACGAGGAUGAUUUAUACGACAGCAAACUACUACCGCCCGACACAGAUCCAAGUACUUCGAGAUCGGAAAUCAUCGAGUGUGAGCCGACAAAUUCCGAGUUUCCUUCAGCCAAAGAUGCCGAGGUUACAGAGAAAGAUGUCGGCUGGGCCUGGGUUGUAUGUGGUGCCGCAUUCUGCGAUUUGUUUGUUGUUCUAGGAAUGCACUAUACCGUGGGAGUCCUAUACGCGGCCUUGCUAGACCACUUCAAAGAAUCGAAAGCAAACACAGCAUGGGUGGGUUCCAUCGCGCAAUUUUGUCUCUUCUUCUUCUGCUAUCCCGGCAGCCUCUUGAGCGAGCGGUUUGGCUGUAGACGUGUUGUAAUCGUUGGAGGUCUGAUAACCAGCCUAGGUCUUUUACUGUCGUCCUUCGCGAACAGUUUAACGCAAAUUUAUCUCACGCACGGUGUCAUCGUUGGAUUUGGCACAAGUAUCAGCUAUCUGCCAGCGCUUGUUAUGGUGGCCUUCUAUUUCGACAAGAAGCGAUCUUUUGCUACUGGAGUAGCGACAUCUGGUAGUAACUUAGGAGCUCUCGGACUCGCGCCGCUGCAGCAGGUCGUCGUGGACUCGUUUGGUUGGAGAAACUGCUAUCGGUUUUUGAGCGGGCUCGCUCUUUUAAUAUCUAUUUGUGGGAUGUUGUUUAAGCCCUUGGAGGAGAAAAAGACUGGUAAACACAAAUUCGCCAAGAAUUCCGAGAUAAUCGAGGCAAAGUCUUUGAAGAAAAGGGGUUUAAGUUUCCCAAGAAAUAAUUGGUUCAUUAUCUGGGCUGUAGCUUCGACUAUCGCAACGUUUGGCUAUUUUAUUCCACAUGUUCAUUUGGUACGUUACGCUGAAGAGAUGGGCUCCUCGCAUCGCGACGGCUCGCUCUUGCUUUCUUACAUAGGGAUUGGCUCCGGUGUAGGAAAGAUUAUUUUCGGAAAAAUCUCAGAUCUUCCUUUUGUAGAUACUUUGCGAUUGUACAAUUUCUGUAUGGUUCUUUCCGGGCUCUCGCCUCUGCUUGCUAUCUUUGCGGCAGGAUAUCAUAUGCUUGUAGUGUAUGUGGUUGUCCUUGGUCUGUUGGAUGGCUGUAUUAUCGGGCUUAUGUCCAUUGUUACGUUCGAAUGUACAGAUCGUGACAAGAUGUCCGAAGCCUGGGGAGGAGUCCUAAUGAUUCAGUCCUUUUCUAUGCUUCUCGGAGCUCCCGCGGCGGGGUGGUUAGGUGAAGUGACAGGACACUAUCGCAAUUUGUUUUUUCUCGCUGGUGUACCGACCGUCACUGGAGCUUUCAUAUUUUCUUUGAUACAUUGCGUGAAGGACCCGUUGAUCGAGAGUCAGCAAAAAAGAGCCCUUAUUGUUCCUGAUCAAGAAAAAGAAAUUAUAUUCGUGUAUGACAGGUUAACAGUGGUGUAAAAUAGAUCAGUAACUAUUUAGUUCGUUUUCUACAGCACUUCGCUAUACUGCACUGAAUUUAAUUUCUGCCGUUUGUCAAUCUGAACGAGAGAUCACAAACCGGCUGUACUCUACAAUACCAUUGAUAUUGUGAGGUUUUUUGUAGAAACCAGGGCAGUUUUUUUCCUGGUGGUAGCUAUGGCAAGUGAUAAAUAGAAAAAAAUAAUAACUAAAUUGUUAGCCUUGAGGAAGGACAGUUUUGUAGAAUCGAAUUACGGGAAAGAUUUAAGAUGGAGGCAAGUGCAAAGAGCGAGUCACGCGCAUAUCACGGGCGACCAGCACUGUCUGACUCAUAGCUAUAUUGUACCCAGGUAGUGCAACUUUUAAUAUCUAUAUAUUUUCCGGCAAGAGUAUUUAUUUUUGUUUAUUGGAUAUUUACAGCUUGCACGACUAUAUAUACACAGCCGGGUCGUAAAAUUUAGUGAAUUUAUACUCUUUAUAAUUUAGGACUAUUCUUAAGGGAAUUCGGAAUGUCAUCAUAUUUUGUAGAAAUGAAAGAGAGUAAAUAAUUUUGUAAAAUAAAUAAAAUUGUGCUAUUUUCAUA